AUGCAGCGAACAAACGAGUACUUUUCUAUUACAAUUUGUGUUCUUAUUUGGACGAUAGAUAUUAGUGGAAAAAUUGUAACCGUUGGAUCCAGUGAAUGGGGCACUCUUUGCAAGCUAAACGUGUCGGAUUUCCACCCAGAGAGCAUUGGGAAGCAAAAUCGAUUGCUGUCACUGUUUCCGGGUCUGCAUAGUCUCUAUACUUGGUAUAAACCCACCCACAGACCGUGUUGCUUCCCGCAGACAUGGGAGUCUGAAUUCAUUGUUCACACAAGGCGCAUCGGUCGGCGUCCACGGAGCGACCGUUGCCUAUACCGCAUCCGUCGAAACAGCACAAAUCCACCGACAAUCGAGGCGGUUAUGGUGAUCGGACAGACAGUGCUCUCCAACAGGCUAUGUGAGGAAUGGAGAGGACCGCACUUGAAGGUGUGCCCCAAAGAUGAGAAGGAGUGCCUUCAUAUGCCCUAUCUGGGGGAACCUAGAUGCAUUUCGGAGGAAAACGGAUUCCACUACGUCCCCGUUUCAGAAGCACUGCAAAGGGAACUGUGGUUUACUGACGCGAGAAUUCCUACAGGCGGAGUCAAACGCCAUCUUUAUACGUUUUCACGAAAGUACGAAGUCUGUCGACUAGAACGCUACCAAGUUCUCGUCGGGCAGUAUGUUGACUCAAAGAGCGACUGUCGCAUGAUGUUUCUUAUGGACCAGCUAUUUAUACCGAGUCCAGGAACUUUUAAUGCCAACUUUGAGCAGGAUAUCCUAGACGGUAUGUUCCGAUGCUAG
Molecule: messenger RNA, 777 nt
Organism: Hydatigera taeniaeformis
Lineage: Eukaryota; Metazoa; Platyhelminthes; Cestoda; Cyclophyllidea; Taeniidae
Source: the annotation of a GenBank genome assembly